ACACAAAAAUCAUAACCAUUCGUGGGUUGUGGAGAGAGAUGAUCUCGCCUCAAAAUAAUGUGCUUAUUAUAUGAUGCGUUUCACGAGGUGUUUAGAAAGAAAAUUUUGACUCAUAAGUGCCUUAUAUGGAAACAAACGCCGCUUAUUAUUAUUAUUGAUUAUUUUUACUAUUCUUCUUAUUCUUUGGCUGUGUAGUUGGCUUUGAUAUGAUAUGCAUGCCUUGCAAUAUAUAUAUACCGUUGAGAGUUAGAGAGAGACAUUUACUACAGAGACAUUUUCAUAUAGAGAUUGUAUAAAGCUAAACUCUAUCAGACGGGAACCUGAAUAUGGCUGAUUUCUGUUUAGUUACUAAUGUUAUGCUCUAAUCUUGGAAUCUUUCUUUUAGCGAGAAACUACCAAAUACUGGAGCAAUGUGGUCGCUUAUGAGAGAAAUUAUAACAUAUUUAGAAUGAUUAUUACUUAGUAGAGGUAUAUAGAUUUUGAAUAUCCAUCUAAUGGAUAUUAAGAAUUUAGGAGUAGGUCCAUUGUGGCGGCCAACUUCACUAAUUUUUCUUAAGAGCACAAAGAAACAAACGGAUGAGGGAAGAAGAAUGGAGGAGACAAGGAGUAUGGCUAUGGAGAGAGGUAAAAUCCAAAAAACAACUUUGUUUAGAAGUGCGUCUCUUGCAAUCUCCAAGGAAGGAAUAGAUGAGGACCAUUGGCUUUUUUUCUUUUUCCUGUGUUUGGAAUGAUACAAAUAACAGGAUUUUGAGUUGUGUUCAGGUACAUUGAGGACAUGGAUAAUUGAGGGGAUGAGUUGCCACUUGCCACUUGGCUUGGAAUGCCAUCACUCAUUCCUCUAUCCAGCCUUGAUAACCCCCCUUAGGCUAACUUUGUGACACGUGUCCAUGCAUGCAUGGGCUCUGAUUCUGCCAGAAUAUUCCAUGACUAAGCUUAUCUAUAUAGAUUGGUCUUCUGCUUUUGCUCUUUCGCCCCUCACCUUCCCAUCUCUCUCAGAAUCACAUCCUUCCCCCCCUCCCCAACUUCUAAACAUGUCUGCCUUUGUUGGAAAGUAUGCAGAGGAGCUGAUUAAGAAUGCCAAGUUCAUUGCGACUCCAGGGAAGGGCAUAUUAGCAGCUGAUGAGAGCACAGGCACAAUUGGGAAGCGACUGGCAAGCAUAAGCGUUGAAAAUGUGGAGUCCAACCGCCAAGCCCUUCGUGAGCUUCUCUUUACCUCUCCCAAUGCUCUCUCUUAUCUCUCUGGUGUAAUCCUCUUCGAAGAGACCCUUUACCAAACGACAUCAGACGGGAAGCCAUUCGUGGAAGUGCUUCAAGAGAACAAUGUCAUUCCAGGCAUCAAAGUAGACAAGGGAACUGUGGAGUUGGCUGGCACUAACGGCGAGACCACAACUCAAGGCUUCGACUCCCUUGGGGCUCGGUGCCAACAAUUCUACAAGGCCGGUGCUCGCUUUGCCAAGUGGCGUGCUGUUCUCAAGAUUGGCGCUACUGAGCCCUCUGAGUUGUCUAUCCAACAGAACGCUCAGGGCUUGGCUCGCUAUGCCAUUAUCUGUCAAGAGAAUGGCUUGGUCCCUAUUGUGGAGCCUGAAAUCUUAACUGAUGGCCCUCAUGAUAUCAACAAAUGUGCUGCUGCUACUGAGAUUGUGCUGGCUGCGGUUUACAAGGCGCUAAGUGACCACCAUGUGCUUCUUGAAGGGACCCUCCUCAAGCCCAACAUGGUCACCCCUGGCUCCGGUAGCCCAAAGGUAGCUCCAGAGGUAGUUGCGGAGUACACGGUGGCUGCACUUCGCCGUACGGUCCCAGCUGCCGUCCCGGGGGUCGUCUUCCUGUCCGGAGGACAAAGUGAAGAAGAAGCCACACUGAACCUCAAUGCCAUUAACAAAGUGGAAGCGUUGAAGCCAUGGACUCUUUCCUUUUCAUUUGGACGAGCAUUACAACAAAGUACGCUGAAGAUAUGGAGUGGGAAGAAAGAGAACGUUGGGAAAGCUCAAGCAGCGUUCUUGGAGAGGUGCAAGGCCAACUCCGAAGCCACUCUCGGCAAGUACGGCGGUGGCAGCGGCGGCGGGUUGGCCUUCGAGAGCCUGUACGUGGCUGGCUACAAAUACUAAAUUUACUUCAAUUGUGUGGCUGAAUGAACUGUAUAAUAAUACUACUCGAUCUUCUCUCUUCCUCAAUGCACACAUCUCAAGUUUGUGUAUGAUGUAACCAAAGGUCUCUGCAUCUUGUCCGUGCUCUCCCUAAAUUCAUUUGAAAGGAUAUGUGCUACUAUUUUUGGUGUGGUGUUGUUUCCUAUUCAAAGAAAUGAGUUUUCAAGUUCA
This is a messenger RNA of Benincasa hispida (wax gourd), 2315 nucleotides long. Its product is annotated as fructose-bisphosphate aldolase, cytoplasmic isozyme 1. Gene Ontology annotation, biological process: glycolytic process. The record is from RefSeq and is a predicted model, not a curated record. NCBI's taxonomy places the organism in Eukaryota, Viridiplantae, Streptophyta, Magnoliopsida, Cucurbitales, Cucurbitaceae. Gene Ontology annotation, molecular function: fructose-bisphosphate aldolase activity.